AUGAGCGCAGAUCCCAUCAAUAUAAUAGUCGGUGCAGAUCUUUACGGCGUCCUUAUAGUUGACGGACUUCGCAAGGGAGCGGUCGGACAGCCGAUCGCUCAAAACUCAGUGCUAGGAUGGGUGAUCUCAGGGCCCAUCCCACCUUCAAAGGUGGAGUCGCAUAUUACGUCGGUCGCAUCAUCGGAACAACCGCCCCUCCGGGUGAGCGCACAUCACUGCCUUAAUCUGUCCCUCGAUCAAGAGCUUAGAAAAUUCUGGGAGGUCGAGGAACUUCCGCAUAAGACACAUCUUAACCCGGAAGACGAGCAAUGUGAGGAGCAUUUUCGCCGCACCCACUCACGUUGUCCCGAUGGCAGAUACAUGGUCCGUCUUCCGUUUAGGGCCGGUCCCCCUAUCGAAAUAGGGCGUUCUCGAGGUGUCGCCGAGCACCAUCUCAAAGGCUUAGCUCGAAGAUUAGAUGCUCAUCCGGAGCAGAAACGGGAGUAUUCCGAAUUUUUACGCGAUUACGAAACCCUCGGGCAUAUGAUCGAGGUGCCCGCUUCAGAUGACGCGGACGAGCAACGCGUUUACAUUCCGCAUCACGCGGUCAUGCGCGAAAGUAGUGCCACGAGUCAUCUGCGCGUCGUCUUCAACGCGUCUUGCGCAACGUCAAACGGGUCCUCGUUAAACGACCAUCUCCUGGUCGGACCCAAACUUCAACCUGAUCUAUCGGUUAUCAUCCUGCGAUGGCGACUAUUCAAGUACGUGUACACGGCCGACAUGACUAAAAUGUAUAGGCAAAUUCGUGUCGACCCGCGUGAUGUAACGUAUCAACGCAUUCUUUGGCGCGAACGUCCUACUGAUCCGCUUCGCGAAUACAUCCUUCUCACCGUCACAUAUGGCACCGCGGCCGCUCCGUACUUAGCGCUUCGCGUACUCGAUCAGUUGGUAAACGACGAAGGACAGGCAUUUCCCUUAGCUGUUCUCAUACUCCAGAAAGGGAAAUAUAUCGACGAAACUCUCUUCGGCGCGCAUCGCCUCGAGGACCUCCGUAUCGCCCGCGAUCAACUCAUCGCCCUCCUACGGAAAGGUGGCUUUGAGUUAAGGAAAUGGGCCAGUAAUAAUUCGGAGCUUUUGUCGGACAUUGAUCCCGCGAAUCACGGACUCGCGUGCAACAAAAUUUUGAAAACAGAUGAAAGUUUGAAAAUCCUCGGGGUCAGUUGGAACCCUGCGCUCGAUAUCUUUCAAUUUCAGACGGCUACCGACGCCCCUGCUCCGCAAACAAAGCGAUCGAUUCUCUCCGCGAUCGCGAAACUGUUUGACCCGCUCGGGUGGGUGACUCCCGUCACGAUUACCGCAAAAAUUUUGAUGCAACGGUUGUGGCGUCUUAAGUUCGAGUGGGACGACACGCUCCCUCAUGACAUAUUGCGCGAGUGGAAACCGAUUUACAAUCAAUUAUCCGCGCUCAACGAGCUCCACUUGCCGCGGUGGACCGGUCAAGAGUCGGACUCUGAUCGUUGCGAACUGCACGGCUUCGCCGAUGCGUCUAACGUCGCGUACGCCGCCGCUGUCUACCUGCGUGUAAUUUCCAAAUCUGGCCGUACAACCAUAUCUCUGCUUAUGGGAAAAUCGAAAGUCGCUCCGGUGAAAACGUUAAGCGUUCCCCGAGGAUUGCCGGAGUCAAUGCAUUCCGAUAACGGAACUACGUUUGUCGGAGCCGACAAGGAACUAGUCAAGGCAUACCGAGCGGCAGUAAACGAUCCCAAUUUCUUAAAUGCCAUCGCCUCCGAUAAUGUACAAUGGCACUUCCUCCCCCCGUCCGCACCGCAUUUCGGCGGUCUCUGGGAGGCCGGCGUACGCAGCGUAAAGUACCAUCUUCGCCGAGUUCUUAAGAAUCACACGCUAACAUUCGAAGAGCUUACGACUCUGCUAUGCCGGAUCGAAGCCUGCUUAAAUUCGCGUCCUCUCGCACCGUUAAGUGAUACGUUAGACGAUUAUGAAGUACUGACCCCCGGUCAUUUCUUAAUCGGGUCCGCGCUCACAGUCAAUCCGGAACCCUCGUUAUUAAACGUCAACGAGAAUCGCUUGUCACGCUGGCAAAUCAUCCGUCACAUCACCGAGCGGUUUUGGCGGCUGUGGCAGACGGAAUACGUUAGCACCUUGCAGCAACGCGUCAAAUGGCGAAGAUUACAAGCGCCAGUGAAGAUCGGGCAACUCGUCUUGUUACGAAAUGCCACUUUACCUCCCU
Messenger RNA from Temnothorax curvispinosus, 2227 nucleotides. RefSeq lists its product as uncharacterized. The annotation marks the transcript as partial. Lineage: Eukaryota; Metazoa; Arthropoda; Insecta; Hymenoptera; Formicidae. The transcript is spliced from 2 exons. The record is from RefSeq and is a predicted model, not a curated record. Gene Ontology annotation, biological process: DNA integration. Gene Ontology annotation, molecular function: nucleic acid binding.